Erpetoichthys calabaricus (reedfish) is the source of this 3588-nucleotide messenger RNA. Its product is annotated as gastrula zinc finger protein XlCGF57.1-like. Gene Ontology annotation, biological process: regulation of transcription by RNA polymerase II; central nervous system development. The transcript has 3 exons. Gene Ontology annotation, molecular function: DNA-binding transcription factor activity, RNA polymerase II-specific; RNA polymerase II cis-regulatory region sequence-specific DNA binding. Gene Ontology annotation, cellular component: nucleus. Bases 286 to 3576 code for a protein of 1096 amino acids. NCBI's taxonomy places the organism in Eukaryota, Metazoa, Chordata, Cladistia, Polypteriformes, Polypteridae. The record is from RefSeq and is a predicted model, not a curated record.
UGCUUUUGUUAUUUUUUGCUGUGGUCCCGUGUUGGUUUGUUAACCAUUCUUGCUGAAAAUCUGAGAUUCAAACAUUAUCUCAGCCAUCACUACAAACUACAUGGUUUGUAACAUAACACCAAACAUAUUUUCCGGUGGAUUAUUUCACUAAGAUGCUACGAGCUACAAGAAAAGGCUUGAAGGUAACGACUCAGGGGUGUCCAAGUGCUGUCUGGCUCAGUUUUGAGUUCAUUCUGUUGUGCUCUGUCCACAGGUGGGGGAAAAAAAAGACAACUGGCUUAACAGAUGUACAAAAUGGAGGAGAUGACAGUACAUAAGUCUCCAGAAAGCUGUGCAUGUGAAGAGGUGACCUUGGAAGAAGGAAGGCAUUCUAAGAAAAAAGAAAAGUUGGUGCUACACAGUAGCCUCCUUUUCAUGGAAAGCGUGGACAUUAAGAAAGAAGAACCUGAAUGGGAGUCCGCACAUCAUCAGCUGGAAAGCCUUGGAAUUAAAAGGGAGGAUUGUGAAUGGGGGUCAGUAAACAUUAAGGUCGAAUCUGAACCAGGAUCUUUUAGCAUUAACAUGCAGAAAAAUGAAGUUGUAAAUGGCAUUAAGGAGGAAGCCAUCACUUCUGAGUCUUUGUCUCGGUCUGUGUAUCCUGACAAAGAGGUCUCUCAGUUAGACUUUACGUUAAGCAGCGACCAUCUUCUACAGCCUCUGGUCCAAUCAGAGUGUGACAUGAAGAGGGCUAAGAAGGCAUCAUGUUCAAGACAUUCUACAGAAGAUUUACAGCAGAGUGGUUGUGUCUUUCCACCACCUUUUAUUCAGACCUCACCUCAGUUCAGACCACAAGAGCCACUGCAUGAUGAAAAUAUGAAGGUACUGAAAUGUGGAUCAGAGAUUUUAACACCAACAACUAUACAGGAUAUUUCUUCACACACUAUGAAAUGUACAAGAACUGACACUAUAAAUAUUCAACAACAGGUACAAACUUCAAAUUCAGCAGCUUUGUAUGUCUCUGAAGAUUUGAAGAACACAAUUCAAUGCAAAUCUGAAGACAAAGAUGAACAGAAGAGUUAUAUAAAACGGGAACUAUAUUGCUGUUCUGAAUGUGGAAAGCAAUUCUCCACAAGUAACCGUCUUCAGACCCACACAAGAGUUCACACUGGAGAGAAGCCAUAUUGCUGUUCUGAAUGUGGGAAGCGGUUUACCACAAAUAGCAGUCUUCAGAUACACAAACGCAUUCACACUGAAGAGAAGCCAUAUUGCUGUUCUGAGUGUGGCAAACGAUUCUCCCAGAAUAGCAAUCUUAAGACCCACUUAAGAAUCCACACUGAGGAGAAGCCAUAUUCCUGUUCUGAUUGUGGUAAGAAAUUCUCGCAAGUAAGCCAUCUUCAGUCCCACACACGAAUGCACACUGGAGAGAAACCAUAUUGCUGUUCUAAAUGUGGCAAACAUUUUUACAAGAGCAAUGAUCUUCAGGUCCACAUGAGAAUUCAUACUGGAGAGAAACCAUAUGGCUGUUCUGAAUGUGGCAAGAGAUUCAUCACCAGUGCCAAGCUUCAGAUCCACACAAGAAUUCACACUGGAGAGAAGCCAUAUUGCUGUCCUGAUUGUGGCAAACAAUUCUCACGAACAAACUAUCUUCGCAUUCAUAGGAGAAUUCACAGUGGUGAGAAGCCAUAUUGUUGUUCUGACUGUGGAAAACAGUUCACUCAAAUAGGUAAUCUUCAGAUUCACACAAGAACUCACACUGGACAGAAACCAUAUUGCUGCCCUGAAUGUGGUAAACAAUUCACCACCAAUAGCAGUCUUCAGACCCACCAAAGAAUCCACACUGAAGAGAAACCAUAUUGCUGUUCUGACUGUGGCAAACAAUAUUCACGAAUGAACUAUCUUCAUAUCCACCGGAGAAUUCAUACUGGAGAAAAGCCAUAUUGCUGUUCUGAAUGUGGCAAACGUUUCACAGCCAAUAGUAGUUUUCAGACCCACAGAAGAAUCCACACUGAAGAGAAGCCAUAUUGCUGUUCUGAAUGUGGCAAGCGAUUCUCCUCUAGUAGCGAUCUUAAAAAACAUUUACGAAUUCACACCGGAGAGAAGCCAUUUUGUUGUCGUGAAUGUGGCAAACGAUUCACUACCACCAGCACCCUUCAGACCCACACAAGAAUCCACACUGAAGAGAAACCAUAUAGCUGUUCUGAAUGUGGCAAACGAUUCACGACCACAAGCACUCUUCAAACCCACAAAAGAAUUCAUACUGGGGAGAAACCAUAUUGCUCAUACUGUCCUGAAUGUGGAAAAAUGUUCUCUAAUAAGAGCAACCUUCAAGUGCACAAAAAAGUUCACACUGGGGAAAAGCCAUAUUGUUGUUCUGAAUGUGGCAAACGAUACACUGAAAAACGCAAUCUUCAGAUCCACACAAGAAGUCACACUGGGGAGAAACCAUAUUCCUGUAAACAAUGUGGCAAACAAUACUCUGACAAAAGCUAUCUCCAGACUCACAUGAGAAUUCAUACUGGAGAGAAACCCUAUUGCUGUACUGAAUGUGGCAAGCGAUUUUUAAAAUUUACCAUUCUUCAGAUCCACAUGAGAAGUCACACUGGGGAAAAACCAUAUUGCUGUUCUGAAUGCGGCAAACAAUUCUCUGAUAAACGCAAUCUUCAGAUCCACACUAGACUUCACACUGGAGAGAAGCCAUAUUCCUGUUCUGAAUGUGACAAAUGUUUUAACAACAGGAGUAGUCUUUGGAAACACAAAAAAAUUCAUGCUGGAGAGAAGCCAUAUGCCUGUUCUGAAUGUGACAAACGAUUCUUAGACAUAAGCGCUCUUCAGACCCACACAAGAGUUCACACUGGAGAAAAGCCAUAUUGCUGCUUGGAAUGUGGCAGACGAUUCUCAGAAAAACGCAAUCUUAAGAUGCACACAAGACUUCACAGUGAAGAGAAACCAUUUUGCUGUUCAGAAUGUGGCAAGCAAUUCUGUGACAAACGUCUUCUUCAGACUCACACCAUAAUUCACACAGGAAAGAAGCCCUAUAGUUGUCCAGAAUGUGGCAAACGAUUCUCCAGAAGUACCCAUCUUCAGACUCACAUGAAAGUACACACUGGUGAGAAGCCAUAUAGCUGUUUGGAAUGUGGCAAACAAUUCUCACAAAUGAACACUCUUCUUAUCCACACUAGAAUUCACACUGGAGAAAAGCCAUAUUGCUGUUCUGAGUGUGGCAAAAGUUUUACUGAUAAACGCAAUCUUCAGGUCCAUACUAGAAGUCACACUGGAGAGAAGCCAUAUAGUUGUUCUGAAUGUGACAAACGAUAUUCUAACAAACACAAUCUUCAGAUCCACAGAAGAAUUCACACUGGAGAGAAGCCAUUUUGCUGUUUUGUAUGUGGCAAACAAUUUGCUGACAAACGCAAUCUCGAGACCCACACUAGAAUUCACACCGGAGAGAAGCCAUACUGCUGUUCUGAUUGUAGCAAAGGAUUUUCCAACAUUAGCAGUCUUUGCAGACACAGAAGAAUUCACACUGGAGAUAAGGAGCAAAGGUCUACCAUGAACUCUCCCAGCCUGUGCAUUGACAAUAAUGGUGCUACUGGCUAGACAACAGACAGA